AUGAAAUUGCAGGCACUGCGCAAAUCAGGACUUGCUGUCAAUGUUAUCGUUGCAAGGGCCAUCAUGUUAGCAGUUCUCAAUGACGAAGUGCCUCAAGUACUUAUGACAUUCAAGUGUUCUGAGGUUGGGACACGUGUUUUCGCUAAAAUUCCUGGGGAUGCUGAGGACAGAUGUGAGGAGGCUUUUUUCCGACUCGUCUACAUCAUGAAAUGGCACACAGUUCCUCCAAAACUACUUGUUGGAUUCGACCAAAUUGGUAAUUACAUCCUUCCAAGUAGUGGUACAACCUUCGCAGAGCGUGGAUCAGAACAAGUUGACAUUGUGGCGAAAGACGAGAAGCGUGCAUACACAUUGCUGGUGGCAAGCACUCCUGAAGGCACAUUCCUUCCCUUCCAGCAGGUGUGGUCUGGAGCCUCAGAGCGAUCUUUGCCAUCAGUGGGUGCCCUUGGGAUGAUGGAAGCAAAGGAACGAGGCUUUGAUUUUGCCUUUGCAAAGAGUGAUAAGAAGGGAAGCCAUUACAGCACGCUAAAAACAAUGAAAGAAUGGGUCGAAAAUGUUUUUGAACCUUACCGCUGUUCUGUCAUUGAAGCAGACCCUGAUCUCGAUAAUGACCAGGUUUCCAUUAUUUACCUUAACUGCUAUCCCGUGCAUGCUGGCAAAGAGUUUCGUACAUAUGUCUUUGAGACUUUCCCAUACAUCAUUCUAUGCUUUGUACCUGCAAAUUGUAAGUGA
This is a messenger RNA of Suillus discolor, 732 nucleotides long. RefSeq lists its product as uncharacterized. The coding region runs from base 1 to 732 and encodes 243 amino acids. The record is from RefSeq and is a predicted model, not a curated record. Lineage: Eukaryota; Fungi; Basidiomycota; Agaricomycetes; Boletales; Suillaceae. The transcript has 4 exons.